Molecule: messenger RNA, 959 nt
Organism: Oncorhynchus nerka (sockeye salmon)
Lineage: Eukaryota; Metazoa; Chordata; Actinopteri; Salmoniformes; Salmonidae
Product: sulfotransferase 2B1-like
Exons: 5
Coding region: 94-711 (205 amino acids)
Biological process (GO): sulfation
Cellular component (GO): cytoplasm
Molecular function (GO): sulfotransferase activity
Source: RefSeq, a predicted model, not a curated record
AAGCCAGAUCAUCUCAUACUUCCCUCCUCACAGAGAGUCAGUCAGAAAAACAGACAGAGAGAGACAGGCAGUUAGGUAGACAAGCAGACAGACAUGGCCAGGCUGGACGUGACAGAGACCUUCCAUCACAUCUCAUUCCCUGGGCACAUUCACACCCAGGACUCCCUGAACUAUGCCCUCCACUUCCAGUUUCGGGACAGGGACACUGUCAUCGCCACCUACCCCAAAUCAGGGACUACCUGGAUGCAGGAGAUUGUAACUCUUGUGAAAAACAGAGGGGACCCACAACUCUCCAAAACUGUGCCCAACUGGGCACGAGCCCCCUGGCUGGAACAGCAUUACAGUGCAAAUGUGCUGGAGGCUACCCAGGGGCACCGAAUCAUCACCACUCACCUGCCCUACAACCUGCUGGCUUCUGCACUCCAGGGCUCCAAAGCUAAGGUCAUCUAUGUCGCCAGAAACCCCAAAGAUGUUGCUGUGUCAUAUUACCACUUCCAUAAAAUGGCCAAGUUCCUCCCAGAACCCAAUUCCUUUGAUGAGUUUCUGGAUAGUUUUCUGGAGGGAUCAGUAAGUUAUGGGUCCUGGUUCGAUCAUGUGAAAGGCUGGACGAGUCAAGCAGGAGUCUUGGCAAAUGUUCUUUAUAUCUCUUAUGAGGAGAUGUGGCUGACCAUCGUAAUGCUCCAUCAUGUUAGAACGUGGAAAGGCACUUAGCCACUGAGGGAACUGUGAAGAAAAGAAGCCUGGCCCAGUGCCUUUAACCCACCAACCAGCUACAAAGACAGAAUACAGUCAAUCCUGCUCAGAGACAGGCACAGGCUCCACAGAUAUAGACUAGAACCAUAGUAUAUUUACAACAUGCAAGACAUAUGCAGACACACAUUCAUGUGUACAUGCAUAUUAUACGCAUGUGCUGGUUUGGUUCCAUUGAAACAUUAAUAAAGUACAUGUUGGUAUUUUGA